GUUACCUCAACACUAGUUAUCGUCCUUUCAAGAAGCGUGUCCCCCCAUUUAUUCCCGUUUUCAUCUGAAUUCCACUUAGGCGGUUUACCUGGUUCUCACUUACCAGUGCUCGAUUUCUUAUGCUCCAGCAAUAUACAAAUUUUAGUUUUUCCAGAGGAAAGGAGAAAAAGAGCUGAGUGUUUUUGGGUUCGCGUUCUGAUGAGGAUUUUGGUUAAUUGCUGAGAUCGAGCUGAAGCACUUCCAAACAGUUAGUUCAUGGCGGAGACUAGGCGUUCCGGUCUGGGCAAUCAAUUAGAUAUUGAACAAAUACUACUUGAAGCACAAAAUCGAUGGUUGCGUCCUGCUGAAAUUUGUGAAAUUCUUCGAAAUUAUCCGAAGUUUCGUAUUGCCCCGGAGCCUCCAAACAAGCCACCUAGUGGUUCACUUUUUCUUUUUGAUCGAAAGGUGUUGAGAUACUUCAGAAAGGAUGGCCAUAACUGGAGGAAGAAAAAAGAUGGGAAGACGAUUAAAGAAGCUCAUGAGAGGCUAAAGGCUGGAAGUGUUGAUGUGUUACACUGCUACUAUGCCCAUGGAGAGGAGAAUGAAAAUUUUCAAAGGCGUAGUUAUUGGAUGCUUGAAGAGGAUCUCAUGCAUAUUGUUCUUGUCCACUACCGGGAAGUGAAGGGUGCUAAAACAAAUUUUGGCCGCAUGAGAGAUACUGAAGAAGUUGUUCCCAGUUCUCAGAUGGGAAGUCCUAUGUCUUCCAGUUUUCUCACAAAUAAUACUCAAGUACCAUCACAGACCAUGGAUACCACAAGCCUGAAUAGCACCCAGGCAUCAGAAUACGAAGAUGCUGAAUCUGAUAAUCACCAAGCUAGUUCGAGGUAUCAUUCUAUUUUUGAGUCACAACAAUCUGAGGACAGCGCUGUGAUGAACAAGAUGGAUGCUAACCUGUUGAACUCCUAUUAUCCAGAUCCAUGUCAAAAUAAUUAUCAAGGAAAGAAACCUGCUGUUCCUGGACUGGAUUUUGUUUCACUUGUUCAAGAAAAUAGAGGUAGAGAUGGUAAUGAUGCUAGAUUUUUGCCAACGUCAGAGCCCCAAAAACAGGUUAACUUGACAUGCUGGGAUGUCUUGGAACAUUGCACAACUGGAUUUCAAAAUGCAUCUUUUCAACCAUUGAUUUUAUCCUCACAACCUGCUGCCAUCGGGGUUAUCCCUAAAGAAGAAAGUGUGAUACCUGGACAAUUUUUAGCAGAAGAGUUUACUAAUCCGGAGAUUGCAGGUCAACCAGAUGGCCAAGAAAAAUGGCAGACUGCUUCCGUGGACAAUUCUUCAUACAUGUCCAGAUGGCCCAAGGACCAGAAGUUACAUCCAGAUCCAGCAUAUGCCCUUGAGGCAUUCCAUAUGCAUCCUGAUCAGCAAAAUGGUCAUCCUGUACAAAAUGACCUUCCGAUACAGAUUUCUGGUGCAGAACUUGCAAGUGUUUUGAAAUCAAAUUCAGACCAUAAUCUGACUAUGGAAGGGAACCCAUACAAUGCAAAACAGCCAAUAGAAUUCUCUCAAACAGAAGAAGGCUUGAAGAAACUUGACAGCUUUACUCGAUGGAUGACCAAAGAACUUGGAGAGGUAGAUGAAUCACACACGAAGUUGAGUUCUGUUGAUUGGAAUGCUGUUGAAAAUGGAACUGAGGUUGAUAAUUCCGGCAUGUCUCAAGCACACUUGCAUUCCUACCUGUUGAGUCCCUCCAUCUCUCAGGACCAGCUUUUCAGCAUUAUUGAUUUCUCACCAAACUGGGCCUACACAGAUUCAGAAGUGAAGGUGCUAAUUACUGGAACAUUCUUGAGGACCCAAGAAGAUGCAGCAAAAUGUAAAUGGUCAUGUAUGUUUGGAGAGGUGGAAGUUUUGGCUGAGGUUAUAGGAGAUGGUGUUCUUCGUUGCCAUGCACCACCUCACACAGCUGGUAGGGUCCCUUUUUAUGUAACACGCUCCAACAGAUUGGCUUGUAGUGAAGUACGAGAAUUUGAGUAUCGUGUCAAGCAUACUCGUAUGGAUGCUACAAAUAUGUCUAGUUCUACAAAUGAAAUUCUUCUUCAUGUACGAUUAGGAAAGCUAUUAUCUAUGGGAUGUUCCAGUCACCCAACUACUCUCACCAGCAAUGUUGGUGAGAAAGCUCAUAUAAGCAAUAAAAUCAGUUUGUUAAUGAAGGAAGAUGAUGAUGAAUGGUUCCAUAUGGUAAAACUUAUCUUGGAGGAGUUUUCUCCAGAUCAAAUAAAGGAUCAGUUACUGCAAAAGUUACUGAAAGAGAAGUUGCAUGCAUGGCUUCUUUACAAGGUAAUUGAAGAUGGAAAAGGUCCUAGUGUAUUAGAUAAGGAAGGGCAAGGUGUGUUGCAUUUAUCAGCUGCUCUUGGUUAUGAUUGGGCCAUAGCACCAACAGUAGCUGCAGGUGUUAGUAUCAAUUUCCGUGAUGUGAAUGGUUGGACUGCACUUCACUGGGCAGCAUUUUAUGGCAGAGAGCGAACAGUUGUUGCCCUUGUCACCCUUGGUGCGGCACCUGGAGCAUUGACAGAUCCAACUCCCAAAUUUCCUUCGGGUAGAACUCCUGCAGACCUGGCCUCCAGCAAUGGACACAAGGGGAUUGCUGGUUACCUGGCAGAAGCUGCCUUGACCUCCCAUCUUUCAUCCAUUACAUUGAAGGAUACAAAGGAUGGUGAUGCUCCAGAAAUAUCUGGUAUGAAAGCUGUACAAACUGUUUCAGAGCGGAGUGCCACUCCUGGAUGUGAUGGUGAUGUGCUAGAUGGACUGUCACUGAAGGAUUCACUGACUGCUGUAAGGAAUGCAACUCAAGCUGCUGCCAGGAUUCAUCAAGUUUUUAGGGUGCAGUCAUUCCAAAGGAAGCAGUUAACUGAAUAUGGUGACAACAAAUUUGGAAUGUCAGAUGAACAUGCACUAUCACUUUUAUCUGUCAAGACACAUAGGGCAGGGCAGCAUGAUGAUCCUCUGCAUUCUGCUGCAAUACGGAUACAGAACAAAUUUCGUGGUUGGAAGGGGAGAAAAGAAUUCUUGAUAAUUAGGCAAAGAAUUGUUAAAAUCCAGGCCCAUGUGAGGGGGCACCAGGUAAGGAAGCGCUACAAAAACAUUGUUUGGUCAGUAGGAAUUGUGGAGAAAGCAAUUCUGCGUUGGAGAAGAAAAGGGAGUGGCUUGCGUGGUUUCAGGCCUGAACCACUUAUUGAGGGAUCCAGCACCCAGAAUGAUCCCUCUAAAGAGGAUGAUUAUGAUUUCCUUAAAGAAGGUCGAAAACAAACUGAGGAAAGAUUGCAGAAAGCGCUUGCUAGGGUGAAGUCCAUGGCUCAGUAUCCAGAAGCAAGAGAUCAGUAUCGUAGGCUGCUGAAUGUUGUCUCAGAGUUUCAAGAUGCUAAGGUUAUGUAUGAUAAGGUUUUAAAUGGUUCAGAAGAAGCAGGUGAAGGUGAUGAUGACUUGAUUGAGCUUGAAGCACUAUUAGAUGAUGACACUUUCAUGGCUACAGCAUGUUGAGUGAGCCCCUGCUUCGUUCUUCGCUCUUGUAAAUCCAGUCUGUUUUCACUCUGCAUCAGUUUGCUGGUCUAUUGUGUUUAUAGAUAUAUGAUUAUGUAAUUUCAUGUGUCUAUAUGAUAUCAUAUUAAUUCAUCUAAUCAUCUAUUGGUUGCAAAGGGAGUUGAUAGUAAAAGCAGAUGGAAGCAUCAAGGCAGGUUCAAAUUUCUGUUUGUACAUGUGUUUGUUUGUCUGAUAUCAAUCUGCUCUAGUCAUUAUACAUUUA
This is a messenger RNA of Nelumbo nucifera (sacred lotus), 3772 nucleotides long. RefSeq names its product calmodulin-binding transcription activator 3-like. Gene Ontology annotation, biological process: regulation of transcription by RNA polymerase II. Gene Ontology annotation, molecular function: double-stranded DNA binding; protein binding; transcription coregulator activity. The record is from RefSeq and is a predicted model, not a curated record. Lineage: Eukaryota; Viridiplantae; Streptophyta; Magnoliopsida; Proteales; Nelumbonaceae. Gene Ontology annotation, cellular component: nucleus.